AAGCAGAACAGCUAUUUGUGGAAAUGCAGGACAGGAAUCUGCAGCCCAGUGUUGUAACAUACACUUCACUUUUACAGGGCUAUGACAGCACAGGGAGCAGAUUAAAGAUGUUUUCUCUUUUUGAGGAAAUGAGAGCAAGUGGGAUAAAACCUGAUGAAAUAACCUAUGGUCUGAUGGUCGAGGCUUGUUGCAAAGAAGGUGAUGUGGUAAAGUCUCUAAAACUGAUGGAUGAAAGUUUGGUCAAUAGUGUUAAUUUGAACAGUGUUGUGGUAGAUGCUCUGGCAAAUGCCAUAUUCCAAAAGGCAGAAUUUUCGGAAGUGAUGAAGUCCCUUGAUGAAAUGGGAGAGCAAGGAUUUGUGCUCAGUCUUGCUACAUGUAAAACAUUAGUUCACGGAUUUUUCUACAAAUCAGGGAAUACAGAGAAGGCAGCCAGGAUUCUCGAGAGCAUGCUCAGGCUUGGAUGGGUUUCAGAGUCCACAAGUAUGAGCGACUUAAUUAAUGAUGAAGAUCAAAGUGAGGCUAGCUCUGGGAUCUCUUGAAGUCUAGUUUAGUACAGUAGGAUUUCUGGUUCCGUCCUAUGGUUCCAUAAACCAAUGCAAAUGCUGGCCCAAGCAGGUAGCUAGUUGUGGUUAUGGAAAACCGACGCUUUUGCACUUUGCAGCUUCCUCAUUGUGAAACCGGUGAUUGUGGGCACCCAUUCAACAAACAUGUUAGACUCCGUGGGUAUAAAGACAUUCAUGUACAGAGCACGCGGAGGGGAGAAAACGGGAAGGACUGCUGACAAGGUAGUUAACUGGAAUGCAGGGUUCUG
Messenger RNA from Fragaria vesca subsp. vesca, 811 nucleotides. Its product is annotated as pentatricopeptide repeat-containing protein At5g39710-like. Lineage: Eukaryota; Viridiplantae; Streptophyta; Magnoliopsida; Rosales; Rosaceae. The coding region runs from base 24 to 539 and encodes 171 amino acids. The record is from RefSeq and is a predicted model, not a curated record. The transcript is spliced from 2 exons. Gene Ontology annotation, molecular function: protein binding.